This is a messenger RNA of Zingiber officinale, 1590 nucleotides long. RefSeq names its product putative pumilio homolog 8, chloroplastic. The transcript has 5 exons. Bases 1 to 1590 code for a protein of 529 amino acids. Lineage: Eukaryota; Viridiplantae; Streptophyta; Magnoliopsida; Zingiberales; Zingiberaceae. The record is from RefSeq and is a predicted model, not a curated record. Gene Ontology annotation, molecular function: mRNA binding. Gene Ontology annotation, biological process: post-transcriptional regulation of gene expression. Gene Ontology annotation, cellular component: cytoplasm.
AUGGAGAACGAUCAGCGGACGAGUUCUUCAUCUUCCGGCGCCGACCCUGUCAGCCGCAUCCACCGCGGCGGUGAUGCGCUGCCGUCGUCGCUGCCUUACGUCCCGCAGCCCGCGGCCGACUGGCAGCUCUGGGGAGAGGACUCCCUCAUCGAGCAGAUGACCACCAUGAACAUCGGCGGCGCACGCGGCAAUUCCAGCGUCAUCGGGGAUCGACGUCCCGAGCAGAGGCUGACUCGGGCAACUUCGGCGCCGGAGCCAGCACCGUUAAUUUCGCCGCAAUGGUCGUCGUCGUCGUCGUCGUCGUCAUUGGGAAAUCCCCACCGAGGUGAGCUUUUUGAACCCUUCCCCCUUGGUAACGGCGGCGCGAGCAUCGAUCGCCGAGGUCCACCUUUCGAUUUCCCCGGGCCACCGCAAUCGGCCGAUCGAAGUAGGGUUUUGGGUUUCUCGAAUCCGCCCAAUGCCGUCGCCGCCGCCGCCGAUUUCACCCUCAAUCCGCGCUCUCUAUCCCUAGGACACGAUCCACUUUGGCGCCUGGGCCGAGGCAAACAGAUUCGUACUUCCCACGCACUGCACCUCUGUAACCAAGAACUCCUCCUGUCGACGAUUAUCCCCAUGAAUCCCAAUUCGGAGGCCGCAAGGAGGUGCAUUUACUGCACCGCCAAGGACCGGCAGGGAUGCCAGAUCCUGCUGCAGAUGAUCACCGCCGGAAACUCUCGUAUUGUGCACGUCAUCUUCGGCGGGGUCAUCAACCAUGUCCCCGAGCUUAUGAGGAACCCUGUCGCGCAUCAACUCCUGCAGACAUUGCUCGACGUCUGCACCGAAGAACACAGAUUGAACUUCCUCUUGACACUGUCUGCCGAUCGGAGGCAGCUGUUCAAGGUCUCCUUGCAUCCUCAUGGGACAAGAGUGGUGCAGAAGUUAAUCGAGACGGUCAAGACCGUCGCGCAAAUUCAGUUGGUGAUCACUGCUUUCGAAUCAGUCUUUCUCGAGCUUGCUAAAGAUUCAAACGGCAACCGUGUGAUCCAUAGUUUGUUGACAUGCCUUCCACCUGCAUACAAAGAGUUUAUUUUCAGUGCUACGGCUAGACAUUGUGUUCUAAUGGCGAUGCAUCAACAUGGAUGUUGCCUUUUGCAACGCUGUCUAGAACACUCCGGUGGAGCACACAGAGUAAAUAUUACCAUGCAAAUAGUUGAUCAUGCCUUCUCCCUUGCACUAGAUCCCUUUGGCAAUUAUGCGAUUCAGUACGUCCUGAAGAAAAGAUCACCCAUCGUAAAUUCACGACUGGUAUCGCAAUUUUCAGGAUAUUACAUAACACUGUCGACGCAGAAGUUUAGCAGUAAUGUGGUGGAGAAAUGCUUGGAGUGCUUUGAAGAAGAAGGCCAGGCCGGAAUUGUACAGGAAUUGCUAUCGGUGCCGCGGUUUGAAGAGCUACUCCAAGAUCAAUAUGCAAAUUAUGUCAUCAAAGCCGCGCUUAACCACACACAGGGAUAUCUCCGAGCUGAACUUGAAGCUGCAAUUCUGCCUCACAUUGCGCUUCGAAACCACCCACACUGUAAAAGGAUCUUCUCUAUCGUUCUCGGAAAGCAUUAA